This is a messenger RNA of Neoarius graeffei (lesser salmon catfish), 2388 nucleotides long. It is a transcript of the gene ripk1l, whose product is annotated as receptor (TNFRSF)-interacting serine-threonine kinase 1, like. Bases 202 to 2136 code for a protein of 644 amino acids. NCBI's taxonomy places the organism in Eukaryota, Metazoa, Chordata, Actinopteri, Siluriformes, Ariidae. The record is from RefSeq and is a predicted model, not a curated record. Gene Ontology annotation, biological process: signal transduction; protein phosphorylation. Gene Ontology annotation, molecular function: ATP binding; JUN kinase kinase kinase activity; protein binding. The transcript is spliced from 11 exons.
GGUUGACAUCCUGUGCUCUGGGGUUGAUUAUUUCAGCCUGGAUGCUGUUACUUUCACUUGCCUUGCUGGUAAGUUUCUACAAUCCGGAAACCGAGUCUACAGGAACUGAAUGUAGGAUCCAGUGCACGUCGUGCACCUGCAGACCACAGGGAGCAGGGAGCCAUUUGGGAUUUGACCCAGGUCCCACUAGUCAGUGAAACCAUGGCAUUAAACUUGGACAUCAUGAAGUCCUCAGACCUCAUCAAGAGGCAGCGCCUGGAUUAUGGCGGGUUCGGGGAGGUGUUUCUGUGCUACCACAAAACGCUGGGACAUGUGGUACAGAAGACUGUGUACACAGGACCACCUCGUAAUGAGCAGAAGACGUCUCUGCUGGAGGAAGGCAGUCUGAUGAGCAAGUUGAAACACGAGCGCGUGGUUAAGCUCCUGGGGGUCAUACUGGAGGACAGAGACUACUCGCUGGUCAUGGAGCUCAUUCCUAAAGGCAACCUACUUGCCAUGCUGAAGAAAGUGAGUGUUCCAGUAUCCAUUAAAGGAAGGAUCGUUCUGGAAAUCCUAGAGGGAAUGGUUUAUCUAACAGGCAGCCAAGUGGUUCACAAGGAUCUGAAACCGGAAAACAUCCUGGUGGAUGAAAAUUUCCAUAUAAAGAUUGCGGACCUCGGACUGGCCACGUGUCAGACGUGGAGUCGGCUGACGAAGGAGGAGUUGCGCAGACAGAGUCAGGGAGGCAGGAAGUCGUGUGUGGUGGCGGCCGGGACAUUGUGCUACAUGGCUCCUGAACACCUGGAAAGCAUCAACACUCGCUCCACUGAAAAAUCGGACGUUUACAGCUUCGGCAUAGUGGUGUGGGUUAUUCUGACCAGCCAGGAGCCUUAUGAGAAUGCUAUUAGUCAAGACCAGAUCUACCAGUGUGUGCGUAAGGGAGACCGUCCAGAUGAGGCCCUUAUUCCACACGAUACGCCAAAAGAGUUCCUCACUCUGAUGAAAAGAUGCUGGAACCAUGACCCUCAGAAACGACCCCGCUUUCAAGAAAGCUAUGACUCAUUUUUGCCUUUCUAUAAGCACAGCCUGGAAGGAGAUGUUGAGCAGGAUUUGCAGGGCCUUAAGGAGUUGUAUGAAGGUCCGCCUGACCUGCUGGAAACGUUAAACACACUGUUCGGGACAGAGCCGGGAGUUACUCCUGCAGUACUAGAAGCUCCAUCCUUCCUGCAGCGCUCCGGGGACUCACCCACGCCUCUGAGGAGUUCAGACCUGGGGCCGGUGGAAGCCAGCUUGGAGGACCUCAGUUUAAUGACCUUAGGUGUCCUUCAAGCAGACGCUAUCCCUGACCACCCUUUGGCCCCUCCUAACCUGGAGCAGAAACUGGACCAGGAGUUAAACUACCACAAACAUGGCAGCUACACCCCCGAGCAGCAGCAGCCCAACCUUCUCUUCCAGCUUAACUCUCAUCCACCCGUGCAGACUGUGCCUAGUUGGGGUGGAGAUAUUCCUCAGCAGGUGUCCUCAGUGCAGUCUUGGUCCAAACCUGCCCUUUAUCAGAGUCCUUACGAAACUUCGUUCAGGCCAGAUUACGACAGCCAGAUGUCAGUGCCGGCUUCGCAGGGUGGACCGUCCCAACAGCUCAAACGCUUGCCUUCAUGUCCUUCUGACUUCUCUGUACCGACAGAACCAGGUCGGUCGCUGUACAUCAGUCAAGCCAGUGGGAUUCAGAUCGGGAACAACAACACCAUGCAUUUCAGAGACACCUCGUCUCUGAGCUCUCAGUCCAGCACGUCGUCCUCCAUGACAAAGUACGCAGAGCUACUGUUGAAGUAUGAGGACCACAGCGCCACUGAUGAACAUCUGGAACUGGUCCGAAAGAACGUAGGCGCAAAAUGGAAAGCCUGCGCCAGAAAGCUGGGCCUCACCGAGGUGGAGAUUGAUGCCAUCGAGCACGAUUACGGGCGCGACGGCCUGGCUGAGAAGGUCCACCAGAUGUUGGAGCGCUGGAAGAUGAAGGAAGGUCUUCAAGGCUGUACGGUGGGAAAACUGUGUCGCGCCCUGGAGCAGUCCGUUAAAGCAGAUGUGCUUCUCCAACUACUGUACAAGUCUCAAGAGUACACUGCUCUUCCGAAUCCCAGUCCUCUGAGUCUGAUCUAACAAUUACUCCAAAUCCAAGUGAAGGUCUGGUUAUAUAGAUUUAGGCACUGCUUAAAAGCGGAGCGCCCAUCUGUUUCUGGGUUGUAGAAUUUUCUUAGAUCAUAGCCAGCCUCUUUUGUUUUAUUUCUUUACUGGCUAACACUGGCCACGAGGCGGUGUGUCUCAUUAUCUCUAGCCGCUUUAUCCUGUUCUACAGGGUCGCAGGCAAGCUGGAGCCUAUCCCAGCUGACUACGGGCGAAAGGCGGGGUACA